Cynara cardunculus var. scolymus (artichoke) is the source of this 2795-nucleotide messenger RNA. Its product is annotated as neutral ceramidase 2-like. Gene Ontology annotation, cellular component: extracellular region. Lineage: Eukaryota; Viridiplantae; Streptophyta; Magnoliopsida; Asterales; Asteraceae. Gene Ontology annotation, biological process: long-chain fatty acid biosynthetic process; sphingosine biosynthetic process; ceramide catabolic process. The record is from RefSeq and is a predicted model, not a curated record. The coding region runs from base 163 to 2529 and encodes 788 amino acids. Gene Ontology annotation, molecular function: N-acylsphingosine amidohydrolase activity. The transcript has 10 exons.
ACAACUGACAACUUCGAGAAGGACCUCAUCCUUGACAAUAAAAUCUUCAAGCUUCAUGUUUGAAGCUACUCUAGCCUGUAAAGCUCCUCGCUCCCACCAAUUUCGAAGUUAUUGCAUUCCAAAAUCAGAGGAUGGAGACAAUAUUUUGAAAGUUCACCAUCUAUGAGAGAAGCUAUGAAGCUGCCUCCCCCCUCGCGUUCUGUACUACAAAAGCUAUCCACGAGCAUGUGCUUAUUAGUGAGCCUUUUUUUGGUACUAGUAAAGUGCAGAGGGGCCUCGUCUGAAUCUACGAACUUGAUUGGUCUUGGAAGCUAUGACAUUACAGGACCUGCUGCAGAUGUCAAUAUGAUGGGAUAUGCUAAUAUUGAACAAACUACCUCUGGAAUUCAUUUCAGACUGCGAGCUCGUACAUUCAUUGUCGCAGAACCUCAAGGGAAUUCCGUGGUAUUUGUGAACCUUGAUGUUUGCAUGGCUUCACAGCUUGUUACAAUUAAAGUAAUAGAAAGAUUGAAGGCAAGGUAUGGUGACCUAUAUACGGAGGAUAAUGUUGCCAUCAGUGGGAUCCAUACUCAUGCUGGGCCUGGAGGAUAUCUUCAAUAUGUUGUAUAUAUUAUAACAUCUCUUGGUUUUGUACAACAAUCCUUCAAUGCCCUUGUGGAUGGCAUUGAAAAAAGCAUCACCCAAGCUCAUGAGAAUCUUCGUCCAGGUUCUAUCUUUAUAAAUAAAGGAGAGCUCUUAGAUGCUAGCAUAAACCGUAGUCCCAGUGCUUAUCUCAAUAAUCCAGAAGAAGAAAGGAGAAAUUAUAAAUACGACACUGAUAAAGAAAUGACACUCAUGAAGUUUGUAGAUGAAGAGUGGGGUCCUAUUGGAAGCUUUAAUUGGUUUGCGACUCAUGGAACGUCUAUGAGCCGUACAAAUUCAUUGAUUAGUGGUGACAAUAAAGGCGCAGCUGCACGAUUUAUGGAGGAUUGGUAUAAUACAGAUGUCAUGCACAAAGGAUUCGAAAGCCAAUCACUCAUCAAAUCUGGGGCUUAUAAAGUACCUCGAAGAAUCUCCAACAUAAUUCCAGAUUUUCAUGAACACCGUAAAAAGUUGAUGGACAUUGCUUCCACCUACCAGUCUUCUCCUGGAAGACCUGUUACAAGAGCUUUAAGUGUUGCAAAACGAGUCAGGAGUACCCUUAGGCAGGCUGAACGCCCUCAAUUCAUAUCUGCAUUUUGUCAAUCAAAUUGUGGCGAUGUAAGCCCGAAUGUGCUUGGAGCAUUUUGCAUAGACACUGGCUUGCCCUGUGAUUUCAAUCAGAGUACCUGCAAUGGUCGAAGUGAACUGUGCUAUGGCCGUGGUCCAGGUUACCCAGAUGAAUUUGAGAGUACACGUAUCAUUGGUGAAAGACAGUUUGAAAAAGCUAUGGAGCUGUUCCAAAAUGCUUCUGAACAACUGAAAGGAACAGUAAGGUAUCGACACACAUAUAUUGAUUUCUCUGACCUCCCAGUCCAAUUGUCAGAAGUUGGAGAAAGUAAUGAAUUGGUCAGAACAUGCCCUGCUGCCAUGGGCUUUUCUUUUGCUGCUGGAACCACUGACGGACCUGGAGCAUUUGACUUCAAGCAGGGAGAUGACGAGGGAAAUGCCUUUUGGAAGCUUGUUGGAGGCUUACUGAAAAAGCCAGAUGAGAAGCAGAUCAAUUGUCAGGAUCCAAAACCCAUUCUGAUUGACACUGGUGAAAUGCAUGAACCAUAUGACUGGGCUCCGUCCAUACUUCCUAUUCAGAUUUUGCAAAUCGGGCAACUUGUUAUCCUCAGUGUUCCAGGAGAAUUCACAACUAUGGCAGGGAGGCGCCUCCGUGAUGCUGUCAAGGAAGUUUUGACAUCUGGAGACAAAGAAGAAUCGGAUAACAAUGUGCAUGUUGUUAUAGCAGGACUUACAAAUACAUACUCACAAUAUGUGACUACAUUUGAGGAAUAUCAAAUUCAGAGAUAUGAGGGAGCUUCGACUCUCUACGGUCCACAUACACUGAAUGCAUACAUUCAAGAAUUCAACAAGUUAGCAUCUUCUCUCAUUAGUGACAAACCAGUCGAACGGGGCCCGCAACCCCCUGACCUGCUCGAUGAUCAAAUUAGCCUUCUGACUCCAGUUGUCAUGGAUUCAACCCCUCUCAGUGCAAGCUUCGGCGACUGUAAGACGGACAUUCCUCUAGACUCGAUCUUCAAACGGGGGGAUAUUGUUAAAGCCAUGUUCUGGUCAGCCUGCCCGAGGAACGACCUUAUGACCGAAGGCACGUUUGCAUUGGUGGAGAUUUUGCAAUCUGGAAAUAACUGGGAACCGGCAUACGAUGAUGAUGAUUGGUGCCUAAAGUUCAAGUGGUCGAGGCCUUCAAAGCUAAGUGCCCGAAGCUAUGCAACUAUCGAAUGGCACAUUCCGGAUGCAGCGGUUUCGGGCGUUUACAGGAUAACACAUUUUGGUGCAUCGAAAUCGCUUUUCGGAUCGGUCAAACAUUUCACGGGUUCUUCUACUGCUUUUACUGUAGUAUAAGUGGGUGGACGCCACUAUCUACAUUGGUCCUACGAUCAUUAUGGAAAGGUAAAUUAGUGCAAGUUAGUAGUAAAUGAAUGUAUAAGAAAUGAGGUAGUGUAUAUGGAGCAUGGACGAUACCAUGAUGGAAAGAGGAAUAAACAGGAAGAAAACCGCAUUUCUUAUUGAUUGUAUCUGUAUGUAUGGAUGACAAAUGGUUAUGUUCUUUUCAUAUAUUUUGUUGUAUUUAAAAUAAAAUAUAAGAUUAUUAACACACAUUCCUAAUU